GUGUGUGCUUAUAUAUGAUAAGACAUGAUUUAGGCUCUUCCAUUUUUGUUACAGGAGAUGUUUGUUCCGGGGGGGUGGAACUGAUUCUGUUGCUGCAACAAUGGAAUGGGCAAUGGCAGAACUAGUGAAAAAUCCAAAAGUAAUGCAAAGGGCCCAAGAAGAGUUCGGAGGAUACGAGGUUCAUCUGGUGACAGGCAUGAAGAGUUCCUCCCUGAAAGAUUCACCAACAAUGAAGUCAACUUCAAAGGAGAGCACAAUCCUUAUACUCCAUUUGGUUAUGGAAGAAAAGCUUGCCAGGGAAUGUCACUUGCUGUUGCAGAAGCUGAAUAUAUGUUGGCUAAUGUCUUGUAUUGGUUUGAUUGGAAGUUGCCUAAUGAGGCAGCCACAGAGGACUUAGACAUGACUGAGCAUUUUGCCAUAGCCGUCCACAAGAAAAUUCCUCUCCAGCUUGUCCCUUACUCUUUUGCUCUUACUGUUGUUAGCAGGAAUCCGAGGCUCAGUUUGCCUCCAUCCUCAUCAAAGCUACCAUUUAUUGGGAACCUUCAUCAAUUGGGUAAACUUCCCCAUCAGUCUCUCCAGACCCUUUCUGAGAAGUAUGGUCCUUUGAUGCUCCUUCACUUUGGUACUGUUCCAACUCUAGUAGAUUGUUCUGCUGAAAUGGCUCAAGAGAUCAUGAAGAAGAAUGAUCUUGCUUUUGCAAACAGCCCUGCCUUGAAGGCUGCAGAGGUAAAGAAGAUUGCUGCUGUUGAACUUCUGAGCCAAAAAAGAGUGGAGAUGUUUCAGGUUGUGAGGGAGGAAGAAGUGGCAAAAAUGAUAAAUGAGAUACAAAUUUCAUGUCUCAAUGGAGCAGCUGUAAAUCUCAGCAAGAUGUUUGUUAAGGAUGCAAACAACAUAUCUCGAGAUCUACCCUUGGAAAAUUUUAUGGAAAAGAAUAUGAUAUUCUCACUGGAUUCAGAAAACUUGGAAAGGACUUUCAAAACCUUAGAUCACUUCCUAGAUCAAGGGAUUGAAGAACAUCAGCUUCCGAAGAAUGGUCCCAAAAAAUCUGAUCAGAAGAACUUCAUAGAUAUCCUUCUUCAUCUUCAAAAGGAUGACAUGCUUAGUAUUAAUCUAACUCAGGACAACAUUAAAGCAAUCCUUAUGGGCAUGCUUAUUGGGGGAACUGAGACUGUUGCAGCAACAAUGGAAUGGGCAACGUCGGAACUUAUGAAAACCCAAGAAUCAUCAGGAAAGCUCAAGAAGAGAGAAGCGCAUAGCAGAACUGAAGUGGGAGAUUAUGAGAUCUAUCCCGGAACAAGAGUCUUGAUAAAUGUAUGGGCAAUUCAGAGAGAUGUUAAGUUUUGGGAAAGACAUGAAGAGUUCAUCCCUGAGAGAUUUUCAGAUAAUGAGUUUGACUUUAGAGGAGGACAGAAGCAGUAUAGCCCAUUUGGUUGUGGAAGAAGGGCAUGCCCAGGGAUGUCAUUGCCCUUGUGGAAGCUGAGUAUAUGUUGGCCAAUCUAUUGUGCUGGUUUAAUUGGAGGUUGCCUAAUGGGGCAACCAUUGAGGAUUGGGACAUGAGUGAGUGUAGACUUGGUAAACGGGCGGGUUGGGUCGGGUUAGGAUUGGGUCAAAAUGGGUUGGGUUAAAAUGAGUUACGAGUCAAUGAAGGUAAACCUUAAGC
Rubroshorea leprosula is the source of this 1660-nucleotide messenger RNA. NCBI's taxonomy places the organism in Eukaryota, Viridiplantae, Streptophyta, Magnoliopsida, Malvales, Dipterocarpaceae. The record is from the annotation of a GenBank genome assembly.